CUGCUGCCGGGAUUGGCUGCUGUGGGGGAGCAGCAGGAGCUGGCGAUGCUGUGGGCUGCCUUGGCUGUUCCUUCACCGCAGCCGGCGCAGGUUUUGGCGAUAAUGGUGCUGGCGUGACUGGGGCUGGCUGAGUUGGUUUGGCGCUUGCGGGCACAUUUGCAGGGUCCUUCCCUGCUGGGCCUGAGCUCCGAGGCUGUAAUACAGAUGGUGCUGGCUGACUGGGCACACUUGGCCCCUUGCCUUGCUGCAAAGCUGCAGGUUCAGUGGUGGAUGAUGGUGGUGGUGGACCUCCUUGCUUGGGAGCAGUUGAGGGUACACCUCCGGAUCCUGCAGGUGGAUUUGGUGCCGAUUUGGCUGGCGCGAGAGUUGCUUGCGACCCCGAUGGCUUUACUGGUGUCGUUCCAGUCGCAGGAUUAGAUCCAGGCCCAUAUGCUGGUGCAGGAGGUGGUGGAAUGUGCUUUCCCUUGCUGCUAACGCGACUGACAGAAAAAUGCCGAGCGCUCAAGGCUUCUGCGAGCCGCUUGGUAAUUAUCCUGCCACUAGAGGAGCUCAUGAUGUAUAGAAUAGCAGGCACCACGAACUGUAUUCAACUUCUUACUAUCUCAUCACAACAAGAAUGCUGACAAUUGAUGUGACCUUGUGUUCCAAAUCGAGUCUAUAGCAUUAUAUUCUUAGCUUCGAUGGCAAAGAUUG
This is a messenger RNA of Coccomyxa subellipsoidea C-169, 693 nucleotides long. RefSeq lists its product as hypothetical. The record is from RefSeq and is a predicted model, not a curated record. The transcript has 2 exons. Lineage: Eukaryota; Viridiplantae; Chlorophyta; Trebouxiophyceae; Coccomyxaceae. Bases 205 to 417 code for a protein of 70 amino acids.